This is a messenger RNA of Paramecium tetraurelia, 180 nucleotides long. RefSeq lists its product as uncharacterized. The transcript has a single exon. The record is from RefSeq and is a predicted model, not a curated record. Lineage: Eukaryota; Ciliophora; Oligohymenophorea; Peniculida; Parameciidae.
AUGACUCUACCUGUUUUGGUGUUUGUAUAAUCUAAAAUAAAAGCUGAAGCUUUGACAUAUGAAAUAGAAUAAUUGAAAAUAAUUAAAGUGAAUUGUAUUAAUGGAGAUAUGGAGCAAGACAAGAUAAGAUAUUGCGGAAUAAUUUCAUAAGGGUACAAUUUGGAUGCGUAUUUGUACUGA